Messenger RNA from Verticillium alfalfae VaMs.102, 597 nucleotides. RefSeq lists its product as hypothetical. Gene Ontology annotation, molecular function: oxidoreductase activity. The record is from RefSeq and is a predicted model, not a curated record. The transcript is spliced from 3 exons. Bases 1 to 597 code for a protein of 198 amino acids. NCBI's taxonomy places the organism in Eukaryota, Fungi, Ascomycota, Sordariomycetes, Glomerellales, Plectosphaerellaceae.
AUGGCCGCCGCCAUCGUUCACCAGAUUCCCACAGGGACCUUCGGUUCUCUCCAGAGUAUCGAUAACCCCGUCCAAGUCGAGACUUCGAACGCACCCAAACAGUCCCGUCAUGACGUUGAGACAUCCCUCAACUACUUCAAACCCAAUGAGGACGGCUCACCUCCUCACCCUACCUACGUUGAUCGCCCUGAGACUUACGACCGACCGUUCGAAUCUCACAAAGUCACCGUUGAAGACAUUUCAGGCCGGGAGGCUGAGUUCUCGCUCGAUUCCAACGGGUUCCAGAUUCAUCGACAUACAGCGCAAGAACGCGACUUCCUCGAUGAUGACCAGAUUAAGGCUUCAUACUAUCUCGAAACGGAGCAGCUCCUCAAGGAUGUAUCUUUAUCUUCGACCACACCAUCCGCCGUCAGGCCCCUGACGCAGAGCCGAAAGGUCGAACGCUCGAGGCCCGUCCAGCGCGUCCACAUUGACCAGUCGUAUGCGGCAGUCUCUGAUGUCGCUUCUGUUGCAAAGGUCCGCAGCGCGCUUACAACGAAAGUGGGUAUCGACCGGGGAGGUGCCCAGGAACCAUCCCGUCAUUCUGCCGUUCCAUGA